Messenger RNA from Patella vulgata (common limpet), 7013 nucleotides. RefSeq lists its product as uncharacterized. Gene Ontology annotation, biological process: brassinosteroid biosynthetic process; sterol biosynthetic process. Bases 213 to 1682 code for a protein of 489 amino acids. Gene Ontology annotation, cellular component: endoplasmic reticulum membrane. The record is from RefSeq and is a predicted model, not a curated record. The transcript is spliced from 3 exons. Lineage: Eukaryota; Metazoa; Mollusca; Gastropoda; Patellidae. Gene Ontology annotation, molecular function: oxidoreductase activity, acting on the CH-CH group of donors, NAD or NADP as acceptor.
UACGAUGUAGGAGCUGUGUGUAAUUGGUUCACGCCAAAUGGCUUUUACACUGAGGCCGAGCAGCCUCGAUACGGAUUCUUGCUACAGGCGGAAAUCAGUCAUAGCAGACGACAGUUUCAGUGGCUUAUAAGACUGACGAGAUCAACCGGAUUAAAUCGCUUCACUAGCAGCUGUUAGUCAACACCAAACUGAACGACUCGUCGGCAGGCAAUAUGGUCACGACACGAUCUCAUAACAACGGCGCUGACGCCGUAAACAGGAAAACGAACUCUAGCAAAAAAACUCACGCUGAGAACGGAGACCUCGACAUGCUGUCUAAUGGACUCAACGAAUACAAGGAGAACUAUGAGAAACUAUCCCAGAGCAAAUACAACCAAUUCUUGCGACGAUUCUUCCACAACACUCUUGUUCCGGUAUUCUUGAUGCUCUUUGUCCCCAAUCUGAUGACAUUUCUCUGGUACACAGCCUUUAGAUGCGACGGAAGCUACUCAAAAUUCAUUAGUGUGUUUUCUGGACGGUCCGUUUUUGAAGGACUCAACGUUAUUUGGAACCAGACUAGUUUAGGAAGCUGGACGAUCUCUGGUAUUUUGAUCGGAUACUGCAUUUAUGCAUUAGCUAUGAUGAAGCUUUUACCUGGAAAGAUGGUGACAGGACCACUAACGCCUAAGGGAAAUACCCCAGUUUAUAAGGACAAUGGCUUCCUGUUCUUUGUGGUGACUAUGAUACUGUUCGUGUUCCUGACUGUAGUAUUAAAACAAUUUGGAUUAACGCCAACAAUUGUUUACGACAGAUAUGACGAGGUCCUCAACACCUUAAGCAUCUUCAGCUUCGUCUUUUGUUGGUUCUUGUAUUUUAAAGGACUUUUUGCUCCGUCAUCCAGUGAUAGUGGCUCCAGUGGUAACCUAAUCUUUGAUUAUUACUGGGGCACUGAACUGUAUCCACGCGUAUUUGGUUUUGAUAUUAAGACAUUUACAAAUUGUCGAUUCGGAAUGAUGGUGUGGGCGUUACUUGUGUCUAUAUUUGCUCUAAAGAGCUACGAACUGUAUGGUUUUGUGGACAGUAUGUUUGUCUGUGCUGUUCUGCAGUUGAUAUACAUUACUAAGUUCUUUUGGUGGGAAUCGGGUUAUUUGAGAACAAUUGAUAUUAUGUUGGACCGGGCUGGGUUUUACAUCUGCUGGGGGUGUUUGGUUUAUAUCCCUGGACUCUAUACGUCUGUUAGUCUGUAUAAUGUCACCCAACCCGUUCACCUGGGUCCCGUUUUAACCACGAUCUUUCUAACCAUGGGGAUACUCAGUAUCGUUAUCAACUACAAAGCCGAUCUACAAAAACAGGAAGUUCGUUAUGCAAAUGGAGAGUGCCUCGUCUGGGGCAGGAAACCGACGAUAAUUCGCGCCACCUACCAAUUAGAAAAUGGCGACGUCAAGGAAAGUAUCUUGUUGGCUUCCGGUUGGUGGGGACUUUCCCGCCAUUUUCAUUACAUACCGGAAAUAAUGUUGGCGUUCUUCUGGACAGUUCCUGCGCUGUUUAACAACAUAAUGCCCUACUCCUACGUUAUUUUUCUAGUUAUAUUACUGAUCCACAGAAGUUACAGAGAUGAUGAAAAGUGUGGAAACAAAUAUGGCGAUUAUUGGUUGGAAUAUUGUAAAAAGGUUCCACACAGGAUAGUCCCUGGCUUGUUUUAAAUCCGUGAAACAGCUCAUGAAUAAUUGACUUGAAUGAACCACCCUUUUUUUUUUCUUUUUUUUUUUAAAAAAAAACAACAUUGGGUAAAAAAAAAAUUAAAAGACUUAAUGCUAUACACCGUCAGAUAUUUCCAUAUUGCAUUAAUGUGUGCAAAAGUUUGGGGCGUUGCCAUGGUUUCUAUACCUUUGGAUGUGUUCCCAAUUCGACAUCUUUUUUUGUGUGUUUGUGUUGACAUUUUUAAUGAAUUUCCGGCACAGUGUUACAAAUGGCAGAUACAACUUUGAACAAUGUCGGACAUCUUGUCAGGUACAGCCAAAAUCACUAUCCGAAGACCUGAUAGUCCUGAAUAUCAUGCUGGUGAUCUUUGUACCGUACCAAUAACAUGGUGAUCUUUGUACCACGGUAUCGAUUGUACCGUACCAAUAAAAUGAUGAUCUUUGUACCGCGGUUUCGAUUGUACCAUACCAAUAACUUGGUGAUCUUUGUACCACGGUAUCGAUUGUACCGUACCAAUAAAAUGGUGAACGUUGUACCAGGUUUCGGCUGUUCCAGUAACUAAUUCUAUUAUAUUAUUCAGAGAUUAAUUCGUAAUUUAUUGUUUCAUUCAAAACAGAACACGAUUGAACAAAAAUCCGCUAUACCUACAUUAAUUAAUUCCUCUCAUCUAUACAGAAUCAUACAUUUCAAAAGUUAAUAGCAAGAAUAUGCAUGUAUCUUUACAAUACAGAAUUAUACAUGUUUAAAAGAAGUAAUGAUAUAUAUAGAAUACAGAAUUAUACACGUUUAAACGUAAUAAUCAUACGAUUAAUAUGUUAAAAUCAAGUAUAUAUAAAAUAUAGAAUUAUACAUGUUUAAACGUAAUAUCUAUACGUUUAAUUAGUUAAAGUCAAGUUUAUAUAAAAUACAGAAUUAUGUUAAGUUUAAAGGAGCUUAGUUGCUAAUAUUUGGGACCUAGAAAUUGACACAAAUGGGUCGCAACGCAUGCAAUAAUGUAAUUUGAAUGUAUAUAAAUUGAUUUACAUUCAAUCGUUUCUGUUUUUACUGUAAUUUCUAAUCAGUUAGGUUCGGCGACAUACGCCAGUAUUCUCAAUCGAAUUUCAAUCUGUAGCUUCUGGUUAUUCCAGUCUACGCCGAUAGUAUUUAUUGGGCAUGCUCUCCAGAUAAAGAUCCUAGCGUCACCGUUUGACAUGACUUGUGGAAUAAUGCCUAGCCUCGUUUUCCGAGUCCCUUUAUUACACACAGCUCUGAAACGCAUUAUGGUACACGAUUCGUGUACCAAUUGUAAAAUGUUUAUUUUGUCUUAAAUAUUGGAUAUCAGAAGGGCACCUUUUCCCGGUAAGAUCACAACAUCAGUAUUGAUUUAAAUUGACAAAUAAUUCAUGUUUUCAAUGUUGAAGAUUUUGGGUGAUAUUGAGUUAGAGACUUAGCUACUUUAAACGUAAUAUGUUGAAGUUGAGAAUUUAUAAAAAAAAAAAACAGAAUUAUAUAUGUUUAAAUGUAAUACGUUGAAGUUGAAUAUUUUUAUAAAAAGAAGAUGAAAUUAAAUCAAUCAUGAAUGGUAAUUACAUAUUGUGUGACAUACCUAUAUAUUGAUCAACGGGCUACGUUUAAUGAAUGUGUUUAAUUAUUUCAAUAUUUUCAUCAUUAAUAAAAUCAUCAGAGCUGAACAGAUUAAUGAUUCUGAUUCCAAAUAGACUGAUUAGCACUGUUUAUCUGUAUGACGUCAUACAGGUAUGAAUAUUUCAAUUGACACAGGAGAUCGGCAUCAAGAUAAAAGGACAUGUUAUAUUAUAUUUAAGGAGAUCAAUUGAGAUAAAAUUCUUGUAUCUGAGUUUGAGAUAUGGAAUAAAAUAAAACCAAGUACGAACAAUCCAAACCAUUAGACAAAAUUCGAAGUCCUAAAAAACGGUAUAGGCAAAAUAGUGUAAUAAGGCAAAAUAGUGUUAUGAGCAUAUGGACUGUUCACCGUGUAAAAAAUACACGACAAACAGUGGUAACAGGUGUCCGGAAGAGUAAGCUUACCCUGCCUGGCGCCACACCCGCCAUAGCUGCAUCCAAACUAUUAAGCAAAAUCUCGAUAAAAUAGCGUGAUUGGCCAAUGGACUAUCGGUAUGCAAAAUGCACGUGAUGAACAGUGUUAACGAUGUAGUAGACAGACAUUAUCAGGGAGAUUGUAUACGCGUCAAAUUAAAUAUAUCUAGAAUAAUAGCCGAUGGAAAUUAGAUGUCCAAAUAAAUAUUUUAGUUUAAAUUGAAAUAUUUUAGUUUAAAAUUGAAAUAUUUUAGUUAAAAUUGAAAUAUUUUAGUUAAAAUUGAAAGAAAUAUUUUAGUUAAAAUUGAAAUAUUUUAGUUAAAAUUGAAAUAUUUUAGUUAAAAUUGAAAUAGUCUGCUUUAAAAUGGACCACUUUACUUUGAAUUGAAAUAUUUUAGGUUAAAAUGGAUAAUACAUGUAUUUUAGCUUAAAAUGGAUAAUACAUGUAUUUUAGGUUAAAAUGGAUAAUACAUGUAUUUUAGGUUAAAAUGGAUAAUAUUUUAAGUUAAAAUGGAUAAUAUUUUAAGUUAAAAUAGAUAAUAUUUUAAGUUAAAAUGGAUAAUAUUUUAGGUUAAACUAAUAUUUUUUAGUAUAGGAAAAUAUAAAUCGAUAACUUUACAGAUAUCGACCAAAAAUUAACCAAUAAUAUUUGCUCAUUAAAUGCCGAUGAUCCGGAGAUUAUUGAUAAAAAAAAUCGUUGAUAUUAAAUUCUGAAUAAUGGAUAUCCAUACGAACAUCGCACGAAUGAUAAAUGUUAUUUUAUUUAACAAUUGUUAUAGAACUUCCCUCGAGAUGUACCAAAGUUUGAAAAACGCUACCGACUCAUUUUAAACUAAAAUAUUUUAAGAAUUACGCCCUUUCAUUGGGCUAAAAUUGUGUCUUCGGUCAGUAAACCAUCAGUGUUCUUAAAAUAUUUUUCUUUAAAAUUUUAUGAAUAGGGCUUCAGAUGUCAGAUAUUCAGCAUAGCUCCACGUCCAGUCACUGCAGAAAAGGGCUUAGGGCAGAUGAUUAUGAUAUUGUGUUUCUUUGCAUUUGUUGUUUUUCUAAUAUUGUACAUAUAAGUGUUACUAGGUGUUCAUUAUACAACGAUAUUACCACAAUUGUUUAAAGCACGUGUUUAUAUAAUAUGCUUCUUACCGUCUGCUUCGGCUAUUGUUACCAACGCCCUCUAGAGCAUUGUUUCCCAACCAGGGGUCUCUGAAUCCCUUAGGAAAGGCGACCCAACUCUUUGUCACGUACAAGCGUGGAAUUGAAACCACGCCACUUGACUCAAUGACAGACCUGUCACAUUACUAGGUAUUGAGGCUACAUUAGCGUUUAUUAAGAAUUUAUUUAUAACAAGGGGAGGCACGUGCCCUACGUACUACAUCAGUUAAAUGGAAGUCUGGAUAAACAGGUGGGGGAGGGUAAAAUGGCCCAAGGGGUCCGCCAAUGCAAAAAGGUUCGGAACAACUGCUCCAGGAUGUUUACAUUCGUCGGAAUAAAAGAUAUAUCCCUGAUCAGUUCAUUUGUAUUAUUAAAAUGAUAAAGACAUUUUCUUGGGCAUCGUUCUAGGAUGGAUACGCCCCGUCUUCAAUCGCCCGAUCGGUUGGGAAAAUAUGGACGUUAAAGCCAUGGAUAUUUAUUCAUUAAUUCAAAAAGUAUACAUAAGAUUGGCGUGCGCGUAAUGAGGACGGUUUAGUAGGCUAUAUAACAAUGCAACUCAAAUGGACCAAUCCCCAACUUCGUCAAAGUGGCACCAUUUUCUCAGACAAUUGAAGUUCAUGUUUAAAUAAAAAUAUAACUUUUCUUUCGAUUAAAAAUUUAAACUUUCUAUAUAUAUAUAAAAAAAAAGCCAUCGUCAAUAUCUGUGAGAAGUUUUGCCAAAUCGCGUACAAAAAUGGAGAUUGUCUAAGAAAGAUGCAACGUCACGUUGUCGUUAAGUGGGCGUGGGUAUCAUUUCGCCUGGGAUGAGCUCAUUGAUAUGAAAUCUUUAUAUGCAAAUGAACUGAUUAUAACAAUGAAUGUGGUGAUUUUAUGUAUAAAAAUCUACAGGGUCUAGGUGCCCCAAUACUGUAUGUAUCAAUCUGAUUAAAACAAAGAUCCUAUUUCGUUUCGUUUUUUUAUAGGUCAAAAUUUCGUUUUAUUUGUCUGUACUACACUAGAAACUUGAAUAGUUGUUAUAUAACCUGUGUUCGGGAUGGCGUGAGGGAUUAGCCAAUGAGACUAUCUAUUACGGCGACUUCUUGACGUGCGAUGCACAGAACUGUGGGUAAACUACUAGAAACGUCAACGCCGAUUGAUUGAUUGAUUAAUGAAUGUAUGACGUCAUAGGGUCAAAAGCCAUUCGUACGACCUCUGACGCGACCUUUUACUACAACUGGUCAGAUCUGUAUUUUAACUAGAUUGUUACAUACAUGUAUGUAACCUAUUUAUAGAGGCAUUAUCAAACUCGCCAAGAAGAGAAAAUGUAUUUCAUUUUGUAUAUCUCCUACAAAAUAACCAUAGACGACCCCAGUUGUCAGGAAUAUAAGGAAACUCCUUAAAAAUCAUGAAAUUUUAAUACGUUAGUAGUUUUAUCUAAAAUUCAGCAUACAAUAUAAACAUUCCCGGUGAAACUGUAAAUUCUAUUUCUAAUCAGAAACAAAAAUUGUUUUUUGACCACCCGUCGAAUAAAUAUUCACUGAGCGAUAAUGCCUCUUGACUAUGGAAGACCAUAUAGAACAAAAUUAAUGAUGAUUGUUCCUACGCCGAAAUCGAAGAAUACAAUCAGUUUAGAACGUUGAUUUUGUGCUCGAAAUGUUGACAUUAGAAUGUAAAAACUACAAUCAUUAGUAUGUGCUGUAUCAUAAGGUCUGUCAUUGAGCCAACUGGCGGGGUUUCAAUUCCCCGGUUGUACGUGACAAGGAGUAGGGUCGCCUGUCCAUCCUCGUGGGUUUUCUCCGGGUCCUCCGGUUUCCUCCCACUGCUAAAGACCCCUACGCGCAAGCGAAUUAUUGAAAUAAAAUUAAACCAUGUGUUAGUCCCCAAAUGUCCUAGUUUGUGUCGAGUGGACGUUACCCCCCCCCCCCCAUCGCUCACUCUCUCUCUCUCUCUAUCAUUAGUUUGAAAUAUGGCUUUCUUAUAUAAAAUGUUCAAACUGGAAUGUAGAAACAAUAAUCAAUAAUAUUGUCUCAUUUGGUCUUCCAUACUAGAAUGUCUUACUGUCUGUUAACAGCUCCGUGGGUUAUCAAUGUUUUCAUAUUGCUUUCAAUAUUUUGCCACAUAAACUUUAAUAUUAUUAUAUUAAGUAUUAUUUAAAAUUAAAACUUAUAUAUACA